Messenger RNA from Closterium sp. Yama58-4, 909 nucleotides. NCBI's taxonomy places the organism in Eukaryota, Viridiplantae, Streptophyta, Zygnematophyceae, Desmidiales, Closteriaceae. The record is from the annotation of a GenBank genome assembly.
AUGCGGCGAGGGUACAUCUGGGACCACGACGCGUUGGGCAACCUGGACGAGCAGGAGAUUAACGACGAGCCGCAGAAGGUGCAGGCGUGCGCGAUGCUGUGCGCAGCCACGCCGGAGUGCUUCAUCUGGCAGCUGCGAGUCGUGGAGGAAGGAGCCUUCUGCCGCAUGUGGCGGGAGGAGCAGAGCCCGUGCCUGGCGGACCCUACAGACGGCGCCAACCCCAUCCACUAUAACCCCACGCCCCCCUGGAAGGGCGUGUUCGGCUUCGGUGGCGGGUGCAACCGCAGCAAGCGGGGUCGCGGCACCGAGAGCACCGCAGGAGGGCACGGGGGGGCUGGGGGGAAUGUUACAGCGGCGGCAGGCGGGACGGGAGGGAAUGGGAGUGUGACGAAUGGGGGGAGGGAUGGGCGGACUAGGCAGCACGGGUACGAGGGGAAGCAGCAGGAGCUGGAAGGACAGCAGCUGGUGCCGCAGGCGCACGCGCAAGGGGCAGGAGGGAGGCUGCCGAUGCUGACAGUGGAAGGAACAGCCGGGAUAAGGAGAGACCCCAAUGCCACAGCCGCAUGCCCUGAUCUCAUGUGCAACGUGGCCAUCAAAGGUAUCUUCUUUGACCACGAGGGGAAGGGCCAUCUGGGGGAGAACACAACUGGCCCAGCCAACCGUGCCCACAGUUGCUGGAUCAUCUGCCGUAAGACUGAGGGCUGUGCGUUUUGGAGCUAUCAUCGAGAGAAGCCAGAAGGUCGUUGUACAAUGUGGAGUGAACAGCAAGACCCAUGCAAGCCUGCAGACCCCAAUGACCCUACAACUGCACGAUUCCGGCCGUGGCCAGAUAGAGAGUACCUUGUUGGAGGGCACUGCACAGGAGGGGCCACACCUUUUGGGCAUGUGGUGCGUCGCAAAGGCCCUUAG